This is a messenger RNA of Polyodon spathula (Mississippi paddlefish), 3487 nucleotides long. Its product is annotated as 39S ribosomal protein L37, mitochondrial-like. The record is from RefSeq and is a predicted model, not a curated record. Gene Ontology annotation, molecular function: structural constituent of ribosome. Gene Ontology annotation, biological process: translation. Bases 125 to 1378 code for a protein of 417 amino acids. Lineage: Eukaryota; Metazoa; Chordata; Actinopteri; Acipenseriformes; Polyodontidae. The transcript is spliced from 7 exons. Gene Ontology annotation, cellular component: ribosome; mitochondrion.
CUCCUGUAGUACAUAAUGACAUUUUGGGGGGUUGGGAUAAAGAGGUUUAAGAAUAGGUCAUUGUGAACACAUCAGCUGUCUUCUGAUGUGAAUUGCUCUGUAAUAUAAGCGUAACCAUUUAAAUAUGUCCAAAGUCAUACAGCACGGGGUUAGGUCUACCGAACCAAUGCUGUUAGUGGUUCAAGUAGGUAACGCUGCGAGAUCUGCUUUUGGAAACUAUUCACACAGUAGAAGAUGUGAUGUUAGUGGGCGCAGGUUUUUCUCGGUGACAUGUGCCUUGUUUGGAAGGGGUCCUCCUUCAAGGAUAGAGAAGAAGACCGUUGACAUCCCAGGUCUGGAGCGCGUCACUUACGCCGACAGGAUGCAUUAUGUGCCAGGACUGGCAAAACCCGUAUUCCCUGACUGGCGAAGAGACUGGCACGACCCCCAUCAUUAUCGGGGACCUAAAAAUGAAGAGAUGAAGCUGCACAAAGCAAACCCUUGUUACGUAUUUAAUCAGAGAACAAAAAUAUUGGAAGGUGUCAGACAAGCACUGUGGUUAACCAAGUCCAAACUGAUACAGGGUCUUCCUGAACACAUCCUGUCAUUGGCUGAGGACCCAGCCAAUCAGAUCGAGGACCAGGGCAAGCGUGUCCAGCAAGCAAUCCGCCACUCAUGUUUUUGGGACACCACUGCAAUAAGACCCAAACGUGACAGAUUUUGUCCUGUGCUGCUCCGGGAUUUGCUGCACUUGUGCGGGACUCUGCAAUUAAAACACACAUCCCUUUCCAAGAGUAUACUGGCUGAAAAUUAUAGAGUGGCGGCAUUGUGGAACCAAGAGUCCGAUGUUUUCCAAGUACGAGGCCUGAUUGGAAUGUUGUUGAACAUCAUGACGCCUUUGCCAGAGGUGAUCCAGAGUGGUGAAGUUUUGGCCACCGAAAACCACACUCUGGAGACUUUCUGCCCCAUCUCUCCCACCAUUGAUCUGCAGUCUACAUAUGUGUACGAUCAGAAAAAUGACACGGGAUUCAGAGAUGGGUAUCCUUAUCCACACGCACACACUCUGUUCUUCAUUGAGACGGAGGACUCUGCUGCCAAGUUUAAACCCGAGCAACUCCGGGCCAAGAUGAUCAUGUUUGCUUUUGGAAAUGCUCUGGCCAGGGCCAAAUCUCUCUACGGGGAGCACCCUCAGGUUCUGGAGCAGCCUGUUGUCGUGCAGAGCAUUGCCACAGAUGGCAGACUGUUCCAGUUCAUCGUGCUUCAGCUGAACACCACAGACCUAGGCCCAGACACUGGGGUGAAAAACCUGAUUUGGAUGGAUCAAGAUCAGCUCCUGUAUGACUAUGCAAAAUGUCGCCCUUUGAUUAAAAAGAAAGCUGUCACAAUGGCUAAGCACUAGCCGGGAGCUGUCGCUACAAGCCAGCACUAAACCCGGACUGCAGUGCACCACUUAGUCACAACAUGUAUGUCUUUCACCACACCUCCACAAGAGCACUCACUAAUCGGGAGAAGUGACCGUGCCUGUGAUGUGUGUUAAAGCGUCUCGUUUUCGGGACUGUAAACCCUUGUUUUGCACGAAGCGAUACACAGGGCUGUGUAGCGCCCGUGCUUAUUUAAGUGUUGUUAACACGCAUCCCAGCCAAAUAAAGGAGCUGUUUUAUUGAACUUUAACUGUGUGUUAUUAUUGCAAUACACCAACUACACCUGUGUACAACCAAUCACACAUACACAGUACUGUACCGCUCUCAGACAAUUUGCUGCGUUGAUCCUAACAAAGCACUAAGAAAUAAGCUGAUGUGCCCAUGUUCACAGAAGGGACAUUGCAAAUUACAUCUUCUCAAAUCAUGACUUUCAUUUGCUUUGCUUCUCGUUCAUGUUACUUUAUAUCAAGCCAUCCCAGCCUGCAAUGACCCAAGGAUGACCUCCCCCUUUCAAUAUCUUCCCAUAUUUCUGCUCAGCCAUGAUUUGUUGCAAGUUCAAAAUCUGCCUGCACACAGCAAAUCUGGGGCUACACAAAUUUCAGCAUUACCUUGAGGCCUGAAUGUAGAAGCAGAACACUCUGGUUUGAAUGUGUGUGAGCGAGUCCAGCAUUAGUCACCCCUGCAACACAGGCAAUAUCUCAAUACAGUAUAGAGUCAGCAUGUAGUAAACCUGCACAAUUGUGGAACAAAAAACAAAUGUACAUACAGUUACAAUAAAACCCUGUGUUCUAUAAAAGGUCCUGGAGUAACAAAAACCAGGAACUGGAAGGGUCACCCCUGCUCUUUUCAGAUAUUACCAUGAUUCAGGACUGAUUUGGCAUAACACUGGUCCAUAAUCAAUCCUCGCCAAGACCAUUUGAAAAAGAGCAUACUGCGAGUCAGACUGAAAUCAAUUGUCAACUAUCUAAUCAGCAGCCUGCUAAAAAUAUUAUCCCUACAAAACCAAGGAUGAUGAUAUUGAACCCAGUAUGCUAAACUGCAAUACGCAAUUGGAACAACACUGCACAUUAGCUAUAACCAGACUUAAGAUUUCAGUGCCGUGAAAAUAAAAUAAUAAUAAUAAAAAAACAGGUCUGCAAGAGUUUUUCAUCUUUAUAUUUAUUACAGUGUGGGGGAGGGAACAAAAAAAGAAAAAAAAGGUUUCAUUCCAUCCCAGUCCAUUGAAGACAAAUAAUUUAGCUAUUGUAAAAUUACAUUACCAGGUGAUUGUUUCGGUAUAAACAAACAAAAAAAUAAAAAGCCAUAAAAAAAUAAUAAAAAAGCAACCCAUCUUGGAGACCAAGGGUACACAGCAAUUCAACAAAUCUCAUUUUGCAUUUUCUAAUCCGUCUGAAACGAUGAGAAUCCCAUACUAAAAUACCCUCGGCAUGUUUAAAUGUCCAGUAAAAGCCUACAGACCUAAAACAAUAAAAUACAUUUAAAAUCAUCCCCCAAUUAAUAGUAUGAAAAUUAUCUCAUAACUUGCACUCAGACACAUGGAUAUAAAUUUCUUUGGGGAGGGGGGUGGGAGGGGAGAGGGGGAAUGACGACAAAACAAUCCCUUGAUAAAACAUUAACAAAUAUUGAACAAAACUACAAUGUAUAAUUACUUUCUCUCUCUCUCUCUCUCUCUCUCAUUUAACCAGGACGACAAGGUAAGAAACACUGAAACAGCUACAAUGUUCAAGAAUCAGCACAAUGGUAUGUCAGGCAGAUAAUAUAUUAUACACAACAGGAUACACUUUAUAGAAGUGGACUUUUCUAUAGAAAAACAAAACGAGAAAGAAAAAGCCCAUCUACAGGCAGUGUACUGUACAUAGAUUUGCAUCUUUCACACUGUGUCAAUUUACAGCCGGUUUGUGUUACUGUUCUGUUGAAGUCGAUUAACUGUCUGUCUUAACAGCACACCUACAGAACGGCAGUUAUAAACAAAAUCGGAAAUGAAAAAGGACACAAAUGCAUUACAGGGAUAUCAGUGUAUGAAAAAAAAAGAAAUAAUAAAUGACACAGAAACCCUAAGACAGUAAACAUUUUAAAUGGUCUCUUAA